Messenger RNA from Rotaria sp. Silwood2, 993 nucleotides. Lineage: Eukaryota; Metazoa; Rotifera; Eurotatoria; Philodinida; Philodinidae. The record is from the annotation of a GenBank genome assembly.
AUGGAACCAUUUUUCGAUCCGAGCCAAACGCAAGAAAGUCACGUGUAUAAGGACAAAGCCAUUGAAAAUUGGGUUCGAGGAGAUGAUACAAGUUCACUCAUACAACAAAUCAUAUCUCUGCAACAAUUAAAUCAAAAUGAUGCAAGAAAACGAUUAGCUAAUCAGUUGGAAAUAUCAAAAGUAAAUGAAGAUUAUGAAUUUGUACUUGAUGUUGAUGUAAAAAAAAAGAAUGGACGACCAUUAUUUCAAACCCAUGAAAAAACAAUUCAUGCUGCUGAAUGGUUAACAACCAAUUUCAAACGAACAGACAUAGUUCUUUUACAAAUCGAUGGUAUUCGGGCGAGAAAAGAGGCAUCAUUCUAUACUCGUCUAAGUCAUCAUGACAAUAUUGUUCGAACGUUUGGUUUCGUGCUGGAUGGCAGUCGUCAUCAUUUUCAGAACUCCAUCAUGUUGUUACAAGAAUAUGCCUCGUUAGGCAGUUUAUAUGAACUAUUACAAGAACGAAGCAUACAUUUCGAUGAAAAAAUUCUUCUUGCAAUAUUUUUACAGAUUAUUGAUGCAAUGAUCUAUUUGACUUUGAACAAUGUCGUCCAUGGUGAUUUAGCAUGCCGAAAUAUACUUGUAUUUCAUUUCGAUGCAACAAAUCCGAAAAAUACUCUUGUCAAACUAUCUGAUUUUGGUUUUAGUCAAUAUAACCAGUUUGAUUCAUUCACACCGGAUUUUGCACAGCCAACAUCAAAUGUUAUUCCUACCCGAUAUGCUGCCCCUGAAAUAUUUCUAUCAAACAAUGCAACGAAUGCUUAUUCUGAAAAAUCGGGCACCUAUUCAAUGGGUGUACUCAUGUGGAAAGCAUAUUCUCGAGGUACAAUACCCUGGUCGAAUAUUUCGAAUGAUCAAGAUGUUAUACAGCAUGUAAUCAACGGCAAUGUGUUAUCUCGACCAUCGAACUGUAGUGAACAAUAUUGGGUGAUUAUUCUCCAAGCAUGGUCACUA